CACGAUUUAAGAUAUUUUCUUAAAUCGUGGUUUUUAUUUAAAAAAUGUAGUGUUUAGUACCGAUAUUAAUUUAAAAUAUUAAUUAACAAAACACAAAUUAAUAAUAACAAUAAGUAAUAACUAAUAAGUAGGUAUACAGAAAGAGCCUAACUAUACCGAAUUGUCUGAAUACUCUGAAUUACCGCAUCUAAAAUCUAUUUUAAAUUUGAAAUUGGAAUUCGACAUUUUUAUAAAGUCUGGGUACUGAAGAAAUGCACCAAAAAGGAGAGUCCAGUCAAACGAAGGAUGACAUUGAUUUACUAGAUGAGUUACUAAACAAAACUAACUGCGCUCACCUACAUUAUAAAGUCCAAGACUGCAUAGCCACAACAAAGGAUUGGAGAAAGUGUCAAGCUGAAGUGAAAGAGUUUAAACUGUGUAUUGAAAAAAAUCAAAAACUUGCAAACAAAAACAAUGUUUGAUAUUUCCAAUCAUGAAUUUAUUA
Rhopalosiphum maidis (corn leaf aphid) is the source of this 484-nucleotide messenger RNA. RefSeq names its product cytochrome c oxidase assembly factor 4 homolog, mitochondrial. Bases 252 to 461 code for a protein of 69 amino acids. The record is from RefSeq and is a predicted model, not a curated record. Gene Ontology annotation, cellular component: mitochondrial intermembrane space. Gene Ontology annotation, biological process: mitochondrial respiratory chain complex IV assembly. Lineage: Eukaryota; Metazoa; Arthropoda; Insecta; Hemiptera; Aphididae. The transcript is spliced from 2 exons.